Molecule: messenger RNA, 4875 nt
Organism: Saccostrea cuccullata (small rock oyster)
Lineage: Eukaryota; Metazoa; Mollusca; Bivalvia; Ostreida; Ostreidae
Product: ankyrin repeat domain-containing protein 11-like
Exons: 1
Coding region: 1-4875 (1624 amino acids)
Source: RefSeq, a predicted model, not a curated record
AUGGCGAAACAAACUUCUUCAAAUGAGGUAACUUGCAUUUCUAGAGCAGAAACACAGAAAGUGAAUACUGCUGAAAAAAGCAAAACUGAGAAAACCAUUUCGACUGAACAGCAAAGCUCAGAUUUAGAUAAAACAAAACUGUUAGAAGAUGCCAAUGUAGACACAACAAAACACACUACUAAAGUAACCUCUCCAAAGCAAGCAAGAGAAAAACCUGGUGAUGCAUUUGGCGGCAAAACAAUGAAAGUGGAUUUAAAGAAAGCUAGAGAGAAACUACAGAACAACAAAACUGAAGACAAAACUUUAAAAAUGGAAACAGACAAGGAGAAAACACAAAGAGCAGAACAGAAUUUAAUGGUCAUAGACAAGUCAUCUUUACUAUCUGAUGGAACCAAAAAACAGCAAACGUCACCAAAGUCUUUGCCCAAACAUGAUAGAUUUGAACAAAUAGAAGAGCCUACAAAGAUUACAAGCAGUUCUUAUAGUCCAAAAUCAAGAACAAAAAUCUCCAAGAAUGAUUCAUCAGAUGAGACAGAACAAAUAAAUUUUAAAGACACAAUUGACAAUAUUAAGACUAACCUUAAAAGCAGACCAAAGCAGAAUGAUAGCAAAGAAAGGUUAAUGCCAGUUAAAAAAGAAAUUAGUAAUAAGUCCACUAAGACUGAAAAUAAAACUGAGGAGGUAGAAAUGUACAAAAUUGAUUCCAGUCAACAAAAGGAUGAUAAACGCAUUUUGUCAUCAACAAAGAAUACAAGCGAAGAAAAUACACAAGAAAAAACACUGUUGAAAGGAAAAGACACUAAAAUUACCGUUGAUGAAUCGGAUACCAGUAAAAAGGAUGAUAAGACUACCCAGAUUCCACAUUUUGAUAAGGACAGGAGUAAGAGCCUUCCUGGAGAUAGGGACAGCAUAAACACAGCCGAUCUCCAGACCAAGAAAGAGGAAAGUAGCAAAAAGAAGGAUAAAUCAAACAGUUCAGGCAAAAAUUCCAAAGAGAACAAGGGUGAUGAUUCUUCUGACAGAAAAAUGUUAUCUUUAGAAAUUACCGACAAAGAACCAGGACAUAAUGAGGAAAAACCAAAUUGGAAGAAAUUAAUCAAGGUAGAUAAAAUGAAAUCUAAGGAGGAGAAAAGUAAUCCAACUUUAAAAGACAUAAUAAGCCAAACAAGAAACAAAUUACAGAAGCCUCCAAAAGUGACCGAUUUAUUGCAGCCAGAGCCUGGUCAAGAUGUCCAGGAUGGUCAAGUAGAAAUUGGGGAAGAUAAAGUAAUAGGUAAACAAACAAAUACAGAGGCUCCAUCACCAUUAAAUGCCCAGAACACUGAGAUACUUAACAAAUCCACUCAGUCAAUUUUAGCAAACCAUAAACAAGGCAUUAAUGAUGAUAUUAAGGUUUUAAAACAGGAUAAUGAAAGCUCUAAUGAAGACUCUGGUAAAAUGAAAACAUUAAAGCAAACUGAAAAAGAUAUUAGUUUUAAUCUAAAAACAGAGGAAUUAAAAACUAAUGAAGUAAAACUGAAAAUGGGAGAACACCAAAAAAUAAAAAUGUUGGAGAACAAUUCAUCCAGGAAACUAGCCAACAGAGCUCUUGAAGAAGAAAAUUCAAGGUCACUUAAAAGUGCAUCAGACAAUAUGACUAAAAUAUUGGAUAAACAAACCUUAGAAGUGAGCACUAAGCAGCCAGAGGAGAAAUCUAAAAAUAGACAUCACAAGAGUAAGACAACAGAUGGUAAAACAAUUGUAUUGGACCCAGGUAACACAAAAAGUAACUCAACCACUGACGUAAAGCUUGGCUCACGAGCAGACGAUAAGGUUCACAUCACACACAACACAGAAGUAGGUGCUAAGGAAUCAAAGCUUGUCAAUCAAGAAAAAGAAUCAAAUGAAAUGUGCCAAGGUACACUGGCUCUAUACACACACAGGAAAAAGCAAUCUCAGGCUAAAAAUGAAGCAGAGGUCAAAGGGGUCACAGAACCACAGAGUAAUUUAGAUAGAAAGAAUGAGACAAGUAGAGGGAAAACAAAUCUGAAAACGACAAGCGUGGCAGAGAAACACACUGAAGGGAAGAAGUCGAGCAGGGCAGAGUUACACACUGGAGACAAAUCUGGUUCAUCAUUUGAUCAGCAUUCUGUGAAUAAUGAAGGAAUAAAAGAUGAAAAGAACAUCUGUGCUUAUACUCAGCAGGAGAAAUCAUUUGUCAAUAAGCAAAGUAAUAAAACAAUUGGAGUGACAAAAGGAUUAGAAGAAACAGCUAUAAUAAAACCAGAUGUCAGUGACGAGUCACCUAGGAAUAAAGACAAUAAGAGAGCAAGUACAAGCAAAGGAUCUAAUAAAAAGACUAAAGUGUUGAAGGAAUUUGUAGUUAUUAAUGAAGUCAAACCUGUUAGUGAUGGCGACAUCUUACAGACAGGGGGAGCAGCAAAUAAAAUGAAGGAUUUAAGUGAGAGAGGAGAAGAGGCAACAGUUAUAAAUCUUAAGCCUGUUAGUAAGAAAGUGACACUGCAGGAAAGUGACAUUAAAAACGAAGGGGAAAGUGAACAGGUGAAGGAUUUACUAAGAAGCAGAGAGAAAUCAAUUGAUGUGGACAAAAAAUCUGGCAAAGAUGCAUUAAGUGGGAUAGAGAAUGGAAGCAGUGCUCCACCUGAAGAGCCACAACCAAAGAAAAAAGAAUUGGCUGAAACGGAAGAUAAAAAGAGUUUAAGCAAAACAGACAAUAAAAAUGGUGUAAGCAAAAAGGACGAGUUGCAGACUAAAACUAAGAGCAGACAUAAGUUUGAAUUGCCUCUGUUAAAGUCUUCAAAGGUGAAAGCUGAUUCAGUAGCACCUGAGAAAACAAGUAAACAAAACAGUAUUACUAUUGAAGAAAAACCAGGAAAAGGGUUCUUAAAUACUGAGGGAAACAGUAACCUGAAGGAAACAUUGGACCAAAAAGCUGAAAUGUCUGUAAAUCUUAAAAGCACCAAGGCUGAUAAGCAGGUCUCUGAUGGAGUGUCCAAAUCUAAGAGUGCUCUUAAAGUUAAAUUUGAUACUGAAGUAAAAUAUUCUAGUGGAAAUGAAGUUAAUGAGAAUUUGAAUAGAAAACAUUCCAAAGAUAGUAAAGCAGGUACAAGUAAGAGUUCACAAGAUGACAAAGAUGUGAAGCAUUCUGGUGGAUCUCCAAUACAAAACAGGAAGAAAGUAGCCCAAGACAAUGGGCAGGGUGGGCCAAAACAAAAUGGUAAAAAGCAAGAAGUAUGUAGUGAUCCGGGUGUCUUACUUAGUCCCAAGGGAUCACCAAAGGAAAAUCGAAAGAAACUAACCGCUGGAAGUGACCAAAAUGGAUCACCAAAGCAAAAUAGAAAGAAACUGAACACUGCAAGUGAUCCAGAAAAUAAUGGUCUACAGAAAAAGGUCCAUUUUAAAGAUGUAGACAAGGAUUAUCAGAGGAAAGUCUAUGCACAGGAAGUGGCCAAGAAAAUUCAGACAUCCAUCAUUGCUGACAUGAGAAGUAAACUUAGAUCCAAAGCAGCAGCCAUUGAAAAGCACCAGGAGAGGAUAAAGGCAAAAGAGGCCAAGACUCAGGAAAAAAGUUCACAGCCUGUUAUGUCUACUGCUCAGGCAGAGGUCAAAGAGACUUCACAAUUAGCUUCCAAACCAGCUAUCAAACUGUCCCCUGAAACACCCACAGAGUCCCCAGACAACAGGAAAACUCAAGGUGUGUCAACAAGCACUGCAUCAGAAAAGUCCAAACAAGAACUUAUAACAGCUGUCAAAACAAUAGAGAAAACUGACAUCGUCAAGGAAAAUCAGACAAAGGAUAAAGGUAAAGCAGAACAAAAAGAAGAUUUGGUCACAGAAAAUAAGGAAACCAAAUCUGUGAAACAAAAUGAAAAAGUAACAGAAAAAUAUAAGAAUGACAGUAAAAAGAAUGAAGAAAAGAGUGAAGGUAAACAGAAUGUCAGUUCCUCACCAAUACUAGUCACCAAAAAUAGAGACAUGUCAGAGGACAUCAGUAGAGGAGAGCAGGCAAACCAAGGCGUCUUUGAUGUCUCAAAGUUUAUAACAAACACUAAAAUUAAGGAGUUUAAGAAGGAAUUGAAAACUGAUGAUCAACACCAAGAGAAAGAGAAGAAACUUAGUGGUAAAGAUAUCCAAAUAACUAGAGGUGUUGAAUCAAAUCAGAGAAAUGACAUUCAGUUUAUUUCCACAAGUUUCUCAGGACCAGAGUCACCAACCAGUGUAGGCAGCUCAAAGGAUGACCAGAAAUCCCCAGAAUUUACUUACCAGAAGUUUGACUUUGAUGAAAGCUCAGAGAGCAAAUCUCACAGCUCUGACUCCACAGUGAGGGCUGAUCAAGUCUCUGAUGAGGAAGAGGUGGGGGAAGGUAGUAAUGAGGACAUCAUGGCAGAGCUGAGGAAGCUUCUUCCUCUGGAGAUCUUCAGCUCGAGGAGGAGACACAGAACUGAGGAUGAUGAAGAUGUUCCCUGUGACUGCUGUGAGUGCCAGGGCUCCAGUGAGGAUGAGUACAGCAUGGAUGGCAGGAUGCCUCAGCUGUCUGUGAUUGGGGAGGAGGAUGAAGAGACAGUGUCUGUGUUUGAUCCUGAUAAAAUGGACAGUGAGGAGAUGCAGUUCCACAGGACAUUCAUGGAGAAAGUGUACAGCAGGAAUCCUCGAGCCUCCAAGGUCUUUAACCCUGGGGUUAUAGUGUCGAGUUCUGACUCUGAGGAGAGUGAAGAGGCAGAGGAGUCAGAUGACUCAGCUUUUGAUUCCAUGAAGAGACCUGUAUUUGACAUUGAGGCAUUCCUAAAAUACACAGGAAAUGUGGAGGACUGGCUAGAGAGGAUAGAAGAAUUUGGUAAUGUCACAGGCAUGCUGCCAUUCAUCUUCAUCGUAUAA